GCGGAGGCAAAGCGGGAGAGCGGUAGAUUGGGUGGCUAGAGAGGUCGGAGGUAAGUGGCCAGAGGAAUCGGGCGGACCCGGAACACAGACGCCUCGGGACCAUGACUUACGCUUAUCUCUUUAAGUACAUCAUCAUCGGAGACACAGGUGUGGGGAAGUCAUGCCUCCUCCUGCAGUUCACCGAUAAGCGGUUCCAGCCCGUGCACGACCUCACAAUAGGUGUGGAGUUUGGAGCGCGUAUGGUCAACAUUGAUGGAAAACAAAUCAAACUGCAAAUCUGGGAUACGGCUGGGCAAGAGUCCUUCCGUUCUAUCACCCGUUCCUACUACAGGGGAGCAGCUGGGGCACUGCUGGUGUACGACAUCACACGACGUGAAACCUUCAACCACCUGACCUCAUGGUUAGAGGAUGCCCGCCAGCACUCCAGCUCGAACAUGGUUAUCAUGCUGAUCGGAAAUAAGAGUGAUCUGGAAUCCCGGAGGGAUGUGAAAAGAGAAGAAGGAGAGGCCUUUGCUCGGGAGCAUGGCCUUAUAUUCAUGGAGACGUCAGCCAAGACGGCCUGCAAUGUUGAAGAGGCCUUCAUUAACACAGCCAAAGAAAUAUAUAGGAAGAUCCAGCAGGGUUUAUUUGAUGUCCACAAUGAGGCAAAUGGCAUUAAGAUUGGGCCCCAACAGUCAAUUUCAACAUCAUCAGGACCAAGUUCCUCACAGCGGAACUCUUGUGACGUAGGCUCUGACUCUGGCUGCUGCUGAACAUCUGACAUCUGGCCUGAACUCUUUUUUUUUUUUUUCCUUUCCUGGAACAGCUUUAGAUCAAUCAGCUUAAAGAAAGAGGUCUUACUUGCUUUGGCUGAGAGCAGGCUCUUUUCAGUGUGCUAUGUUUCACCCUUCACUUAAAACACCAGGAGAAAAUUGGGCCCUUACUAACCUGUCCUCCAUUAGGGACGCGAGUAACCAAAUAGAUCAGGGCUCCUCUCAUCCUCUGAUUUCUAAAAUGUUAGGAUCAAAGUCGAUUGUCACAGUAGUUAAAAAAUAAACAACUUACUAAGUAUCUACAUCUGUUUGCUAGGUGUGGUGGCACAUACCUAUAAUUCCAGCGCUCAGGAGUUUUGGCAGGAGGAUCUCCAUGAGCCUUGAAGUCAGUCUGGGCUACAUAAGUAUUACCAGGCUAAUAGUAUACACGGCUAACAUAGUAUCAUCCUGUCUCAAAAGGAAAAAGUAGAUAAAGGAGAAAAAAAUGCAUAUAUCUGUUCUUCACCUAAUUUUUAGUAGCUAGGGUGAAGGAUAUGCUGAUGGAACAUUUAGGACUAAGGAUCUGCAUAAUUUGGAUGAUAGCUCUGUACAUAGUAAUUUCAUUGAGUUUAUUUCUUUGCUGUGGAAACCCACUUGUCAUUUCAUAAGAGUUCCUCUAGAAGCUGGGUGCCUCGGUACCAUCUCAUUCCUAGUUUCUUUUUAUUUAUUGUGCACGUACAGAGCCUUAAAUACCAUUCUGCAGGAGCCCACCGCCUUGGUUUUUGAGACAGCAUCUCUCACAGGAACCUGGAGCUUCAUGAUUAGGCAAGGCUAGCUGGCCCUUUUCAUUGCUAGUUCCUGGUUGUUAACUACAGAACUUUGAGAGCAGCAGAGUUGGUGCUGGACCUGUAACCACAUCGUUUACUUAAGAAAAUGUUAGUUUUUCAUUUUGUUUAGGGGACCAGUUCUAGCAUUACAGUUUCUUUCACCAAAUUGAUUCCUACUGUUUCAUCCUUUCUUUUGCCUCAUUUUUUGUUUUGAUGUGCGUGCGUGCGUGCGUGCGUGCGUGCGUGUGUGUGUGUUGUUUGAGAGGGGCUGUGCUAGGGAUCAAAUCUAAGUUCUUGAACAUGCUAGGUAAGUGCUGUACCACUGAGCUGUACCCUUAGGAGCUUUCUCUUUUUUGUUUUGAGGCAAGUUGCCUAGGCUAGCCUUGAACUGUAGGCCUUAAAUUUGGGAUCCUGAUAUUCUAACCAUAUCUAUUAGACUUGUACUCUAAUCGAUCUAAUUGGCUUACUGAAGAUGACAUAUUUCUCCCAACUUCUGUAUUUCUGCACAUGCUCUUCCCUCUACUAACAUUCUGCUGACUUUCUCCUUGAGGAGAUUCUUGGUGACUGGCCUAGAGAGUUUAAGAAAUGAUUAAACACGGUGUCUCUUAGCAUUCCUAUUUCAAUUACUCAUAUGUGUAUCUAUUUGUUUUACCUUGUAAAUAUGUUUUGUAGGUUUUAUUUUUUUUUGGAGGGGGUCUGUCUCAUAUAGGAUGUAAGCUCUGUGAGAGCAGGGUCCAUGACAUUCCCAACCCAUCACAUCAUUCUUUACCUGUGCAAUUUAUGAUCUGGAAUUUGAGUGACAUACUUUAAAACUUAAGGCUUUAGACUUUAAAAGAAACAAAAGGCCUUAGAGUUGUGUCUUUGUAAAUGUUUCUGUUUUCCCCAUCUGCUUAUCCUGGGUUCUCUGCUGCUCUUCUCUCCUGCCUCCAUUCCGUGCCGAAUACAGUAGGAACGCGUGCAACAAGACUCAUCCGCUCUUAGACUGUGUGAUGCAGUUACCUCUGCUUCACCCAGCGCACCGCCUUCUGGGACAGCUGCUUUCUUUUUUACUUGUCUCAUUUUCUUUCACAGCACUGAGGUCUCACCAAAUUUUCUAAUUUUUAUUGUUAAUGACUGUUUUACUAUUAAAUAUAUGCAUGAUCCAA
Messenger RNA from Alexandromys fortis (reed vole), 2703 nucleotides. It is a transcript of the gene Rab2b, whose product is annotated as RAB2B, member RAS oncogene family. The transcript is spliced from 8 exons. Gene Ontology annotation, molecular function: GTPase activity; GTP binding. Gene Ontology annotation, cellular component: Golgi apparatus. Gene Ontology annotation, biological process: positive regulation of exocytosis; vesicle-mediated transport. NCBI's taxonomy places the organism in Eukaryota, Metazoa, Chordata, Mammalia, Rodentia, Cricetidae. Bases 102 to 752 code for a protein of 216 amino acids. The record is from RefSeq and is a predicted model, not a curated record.